AUGGCGGCGGUGGCGGCGGCGGUGGCGCCGCCGAUACUCGAGCUGGACCCGUCGCACGAUCGAGCCGGCCGCGUUAUGGAGGACAUCGUGCGGCUGGAGCGGAGGAUCUUCCCGAAGCACGAGUCGCUGGCGCGGUCCCUGCACGACGAGCUCAAGCGGCGGAACUCCGGCCUGAUCUACACGACGUCCGGCGCCGACGGCGAGGAGGUGAUCGGGUAUGCUAUGUACACCUGCAACACCUCCCUCUGCGCCACCAUCACCAAGCUCGCCGUGAAGGAGAGUUGCAGGCGGCAGGGCCACGGCGAGGCGCUACUGGCGGCCGCAGUGGAGCGGUGCCGGCGGAGGAAGAUCCAGCGGCUCUCCCUCCACGUCGACCCGACGAGGACGGCGGCUGUGGCGCUGUAUCGGAAGGCCGGGUUCCAGGUCGACACUACCGUCGAGGGCUACUACGCACCGCACAGGGACGCCUACCGGAUGUACUUGGAUCUGUAG
Molecule: messenger RNA, 492 nt
Organism: Miscanthus lutarioriparius
Lineage: Eukaryota; Viridiplantae; Streptophyta; Magnoliopsida; Poales; Poaceae
Source: the annotation of a GenBank genome assembly